CCAAMAGCCCCGMCCGGAAAGAAUUCCGAUCGGAGUCGUAAUUGCGCAUWAACCGUACGCGUGYACCGGUACAUUGCACCGAUACCGUGCCGUAGAUUGAGAAUUCCGAUUGAGAUCCACAACGUGCCUACCUUGUGUCGCAAACAAGGUCAUAGCAUAACCAAACACAACAAACCAUAUUCUCACCAUAGMAGAGCACAGAAUUGCAUUCCAAAACGCUACACAAACAUACUACACCUUACGCUUACCAUGGUGAUUACCAACUCGGAUUCGAACACGACCCUCGUGAGUCUUAACGACAACCCAAAGCACGGAACCCCCACAUCCGAUCCGUGCAUCGUGAUCGGCCAGUCGGGUCUUCUGGAAUUUGUAGAACCCUCUUCAUCAACAACAGACACAACAACAKCAGCAGCAGCAGCGAGAACCACCGUAGGCGUUCCCACCGAUCUGUGGAUCGCUACCUCCGGGSAGGCACGUGUCCCCUUGUACCUCCCCAMUCCCCGGGAYCCGAUCACCGUGGACGAAUACCUUUCCGAGACGUACUACGCCAGAGAGKGUCACGCAGGCCACGAGGAAGGAGAAKCGGAAACAGUCACAGGGCGAGACCUGCGCACCGGGGCCAGGGCUCUGUGCGAAUCCCGCGAUCGCCUCUUGUCCGCGAAACGGCGGACACUGGGAGCAGCCACAGAAACACCACCAACAACGGCAAGCACAAACCCGAACGAAUCAUCACACGAGGCACAACACCGCCUCUUGUACGUGGCCCAGGGAGAGCGGGCCAACGCCACCCAGGCGCAAUACGAUGUACUAGCGAGCGACAAGGCCACGACCUGCCACAUCCUGGCCUUUCGCAGCAGCUGCARCAGCGAUGGCAGCAGCGAAUGCCACCGCCCGCAGCACGCCCUCCCCYUGGCAUCGAUCACCCACCUGGACGGUCCGAACUACGAGGAAUGCGUUCGCGAGAUGAUCCAGGAACACAUCGACCACCACUCCCACCGUUGCGAGGGGGAUCGCUCGRACCACACCUGCUUCGAUCGAAGGAAGUCCAAGAGAACCAGGUGCGGCACCAGCAACGACWGCGGGGGAAUCACCAUCGAGGUCCACKUGGUGGGGGGAUUCGACGACUGCGACGGAUCCUCCUCGGACAUCACGGACUGGCUGCUCCGGCUCCUGGCCAACCUGGCCGGGGAGCACGGCAGCAAGGGCGUGGAGAUGGUGGURAAGACCCUCGCGGUCUCCUCCUCCAACAAUGCCAUCGAUCGCAGGGGGAACCACACCCCGAUCGGCCGYGGCCUCGGCAUCGACGUGCGCUCCGGGGAGGUSUUUCUCGCKAGKUGCGAGCACGRCGCGAUGGGSCCCGCCCACCUGCUCCGAUCGGUCCGGCUCUGGUCCAGGUGCUCSCMGGAGGAAMCCGGGGGCGCCAUCUCCAAGGGGCUAAGCGUUGUGCACCGUUCGAGUGACGCCGAGCGCCUCCUGGCCUCCGUCAGAGGAUACGGCCUGUUCUGGGUCCGGCCUUUUGUCCUCCGGGCGAUCCCCGACGCCCGGGCCCUGCUGGGYCUCCCCGACGAGCUCCUGCGGAKGUACACCUCGACCUCCCCGGAGGUMGAGGAGGAGGGCUUUUGCAGGGACGUCCGGGACUCGCUGAGCUUCCUGGAGCGCCUGUGCGUCSUGGAGGGAGACGACGGGAGCAAGCUCUUCGGGAAGGCCUUUGACCGGCCCCUAGUUUUUGGGAUCUACCGUGGCGGGGAAGGAGCUCCCGGGAGCGGUGGCAAGGCGUCCCCGAAAAAGGGGGAGUGGCAGCUGCUCUCGCCCUAGKCCGGGACCGAAGGCACUCACACACACACUUGUACAUAAAGUGCUACAAUGACGCCGAUUGGUAUAUAGAAUACUGUGAUUAAUAACACACAAGUAAUAGACUUUUUUAAGGAAC
Messenger RNA from Pseudo-nitzschia multistriata, 1930 nucleotides. Lineage: Eukaryota; Bacillariophyta; Bacillariophyceae; Bacillariales; Bacillariaceae. The record is from the annotation of a GenBank genome assembly.